AUGCUUUAUUUCUCACUGCUAAUCUUGGAGGAACUUAAAGAGGAAGUCAUCCUGUUAAAUGAGAUCAUGGUAUCUUUUGAUUUCACCUUCCUAUUCACUUCUAUCUCCCAGGAUCUGGCGGUCAAGACCAUUAAAGUCCUCCAACAAAGAACAUACGGUGAAAAGGGAGAAUCGGAAGCUCUGCUUCAGGAGAUGGAAGCAACGGAGGAGACAAACAACCUUAUCCAACGCCAGAUAUCGUCCCUCCUGAUGGCUCAUCAGCCGCGGGAAGUGCACCCCAAGUUCAAACGCGUUGCCCUUACAGCACUCAAGGCUGACCGGGACAUCUUCAGCGUGCCAGCCAACAAGGGACGUUCUACGGUCAGAAGGCGAUAA
Messenger RNA from Dibothriocephalus latus, 375 nucleotides. NCBI's taxonomy places the organism in Eukaryota, Metazoa, Platyhelminthes, Cestoda, Diphyllobothriidea, Diphyllobothriidae. The record is from the annotation of a GenBank genome assembly.